Molecule: messenger RNA, 2534 nt
Organism: Phragmites australis (common reed)
Lineage: Eukaryota; Viridiplantae; Streptophyta; Magnoliopsida; Poales; Poaceae
Product: protein THALLO-like
Exons: 17
Coding region: 346-2289 (647 amino acids)
Biological process (GO): maturation of SSU-rRNA from tricistronic rRNA transcript (SSU-rRNA, 5.8S rRNA, LSU-rRNA)
Cellular component (GO): nucleolus; small-subunit processome
Source: RefSeq, a predicted model, not a curated record
CCACCGCUAGACAAAACCCUCGCGGGACUGCCUUGCCUUCCCUAGCCAAAACCCUAACCCAGUGGACGCCGCGCUGCGCUACUCUGUCGUACCUGACGCCUCCAAUCCCCAUCCGCUGGACCGCCGCCGCUCCAUCGCCUGAGUGCCUGAGUGCAAGAUUUGGGCUGUUGGGCCGGACCAGCGACGGUAGUGGGAUCCCGGCGAAGAGCGCACGCGUCACACAGGAGCGCACUGAGCAUCGAGGACCGGGGCUAACGGAGAGACGUCCAAGCUCCAAGGAGAACCUCGGCCUCCCCACCAAGCUCUGACACUUCUGUGGUAGAGUACUGAGCUUGGCUGCCUAACAUGGGGAAAAGGCCGAGGACGACUCCACCGUGUCCGCCAGCCAGGGGCCCUCCAAAGUCCAAGCGGACCGACGAGCUGGCGGGGCUGUCCGACUCCGAUUACGACGAGAUUGAUGCCUUCCACAAGCAGCGGGACAUGAUCCCCCUCGAUGCUGACGACGUGGGAGAGUUGGAGGAUGAUGUUUUGGAGCAGCCCGUGUUCGACCUUGAGGGUGUUUCUGAUAGUGAAACUGAUGACAACGAAGGAGAAGAGAAUGGUGACAUGGAUGAAGCUAAUUAUGAAGGAUGGGAUGCAGGAUAUGUUGCAAAAUUAAAAAGGGCAGAGAGGGCAGUGAAACAAAUUGCUGGAGGUGAUGAUAGCAUGGAUGAUCAGGAGGAAGAUGAAAAGGGUAGAAACAUAUGGGGCAGAGGUAAAAAUGCAUACUACGAUGCUGGUGAACAGUCUGGUGAGGACGAGGUGGAUUAUGAGGAGGCACAAAGGAUCCAAAAGGAGAAGGAAAAAAAACUGUCUAUGAAAGAUUUUGGAUUGGAAGAUGCUGAAAGUGAUGAAGAGAAUAAAACCACAAAGGCAUCCAACCAUCAAACCAAACUUUCUGAUGAGGCAUACACUAUUAAAAGCUAUGGGAAAAUGAAAGAAGACUUUGCUGUCUUAUCAGGAGAUGAGAAAAUGGGUGUGCUAUACAGUUCUGCUCCUGAAAUCGUUAGCUUGUUGUCUGAGUUGAAGGAGGCCCAUGAAGAACUUAGGGCUAUAGGACAGCUCAUCAGUGAGGUUACAGCAGGUUUAGGCAAAGGUAAGGGUAGAAUACAACCUUUGGAAGUGAAGAAAGCUUGUUUGCUGGCUUAUUGUCAAGCUAUUACCUUCUACCUCCUUAUGAAAGCCGAGGGGUUGUCCGUGCAAGAUCAUCCUGUAAUUGCUCGCCUUGUAGAAACUAAGAAUAUGUUAGAGAAGAUGAAGCUGGUCACCAUGAAUCUCCCGAGGCAAAAAGGGGGCACUGAUAGUAUGCAUAGCAGCACCAUCCAAGCGGAUAAGAUAGUCUCACUUGACAAAGAGGGCAAAUGUAGCAAUGUACCAUCACUGGAUACAGUAAAACAAGGUGCUGAAGUCUCUGAGUCAACAAAGAGUGAACAUUCUAAUAAUGAUCACCAUGAAGUUAGCGAACAGAAGAGCAAGGAUGAACAUAUGGGCUUGCAAAGCCUGGAAAUGUUAAAAGUAAGAACAAAUCUUGAGGAAAGGUUAAAGAAAAAAGGGGUCUAUAAUUUGAUACGAUCGAAGCCAGAGAAGUUGUCAAACACCAGGACAACUAGUAACAAAAGAGAUUUGCAGACGUUGGAUGACUUUGACGAUGAAGUGCAGAAGAAUAGUCAAAUGACGAAACCUAGCAAGCUCCUAGCUGCAGCUAAAUUAAAUAAAAGCAAGUUUAUUUCUGGUGAUGAUGACCUUCCAAAGCGAGAUAAUAUUGGUGAAAGGCGAAGGAAACAUGAGCUAGGUGUCCUUGCAAGAGUUGGAGGUAACAUGCUUGAAAAUGAUGAUGAUCAUGAGUUGCCAGAAGAUGGUGGCCAUUCUGAAGAUGAUCAUGAGCAGCCAGAAGAUGGCAACCAUACUGAGGAUGAAUUCUGUAAGGAUGUAAAAAGACAGAGGACUGAAAAACUAUUAAUUAAAAAACAGAAGUACUCACUAACUCCGGGUACUCAACCUCUGGAGGAAGAAAGUGAAGGAGAUGGCAAGAGGAAGAUCUCAUAUCAGAUCGAGAAGAACAAGGGGUUGACGCGUUCCAGGAAUAAGAAAAAGAAGAAUCCACGGAAGAACUACAGGAAUAAGCAUCAAAACAAGCUUGUCAAACGGAAAGGUCAGGUGCGUGACAUUAAGAAGCCCUCCGGUCCAUAUGGAGGUGAAUUGUCUGGCAUCAACCCGACCGUCAGCCGCAGUGUUAGAUUCAAGAGUUGAUGUCAGUUUUAUGUUCAGUUUGAUCGCUUCGGAAUGAAAAUUUUGGUUGAGGGUUGUUUUGUGGGCGUUACAGGGAAGUUUGGCAGUUUUAAAUGGAUCGACUGCAUACAUUGUCUUCCGAUAUUGAAAGAUGUGUAAAAUUUUGCCUGCCAGAUUAUAAGCAUUGCCUGUACCUGUGCGAAAGCAAUUCCUGUAGGAUGUUUAUAUAUUGUUUUCCAUGGAUGGAAAUGUUAGGUUCUUCAGAA